CGACGUUCGUCACUAGCUAAAAAAAUCAACAAACGACGCCGCGCAAAUAUUCGAAAUAUUCUUGUUAAAAUUAAAUAAAAGCAAGGAAAAACUCGAAAAUUAUAGAACCAAAAGAUGAGCAACAAGAGCACGCCCGUGCGCCAGCGCAUCCAGCAGUUCCAGACGCGCGGCACGCACAAAUCGACGCCGGCGUCGGAGAUCAGCGGGCUGCGCAAGAAGGUGCUGAUGACGCGAUCGGAGGAUCACCGGGAGCAUCUGCUAAAUACGGCGUUUAGCGGGAGUGGAGGAGGAUCUGGGGGCACCCCGCAACCCAAGCCGAAAUCCACCUCCCUCAAUGCCUGCUACACACCAUCCUCGCUCUACAGGAAUACAGCAAAUACCCCGGCAAAAACCAAGACUCCAGGAAAACCCAGCCGACCGAAGGAUCGCGACUCCCUGAUGGGCGACUCCUGCCUCAGCGUCUCCGAGGAGAGCAACAUGAUUGUGGCCGUAAGGGUAAGACCCCUAAACGCUCUGGAAUGCACCCGCGGUCAGGUGACCAAUGUGGUCCAGGUGCACGGAAAUAGCAACGAACUGACCGUUCAGGCGGGCAGCAGUGCGGAUUCCUCAGCCGGUGUGACGCACUUCUUCAGCUACGACCAGGUGUACUACUCCUGCGAUCCCGAGCGCCGGAACUACGCCGGCCAGGCCAAGGUCUUCGAGGGCACAGCUCGUCCUUUAAUCGACACUGCCUUCGAGGGCUACAAUGCGUGUUUAUUUGCCUACGGGCAGACGGGCUCGGGCAAAUCCUACAGCAUGAUGGGCAUCGAGGCGCUGGACGACGCCGCCUUGGACGGUGGGCCACCGCACGACGAGGCGGGCAUCAUUCCGCGCUUCUGCCACGAACUCUUUCGUCGCAUUGAGGCUGUUAAAAGGCAGCAGCAACUGCAGGUUGAGGUGGAGGUCAGCUACUUUGAGAUCUACAACGAGAAGAUUCACGAUUUGCUGAGUGUCCAGCAUGCGGCGGCUGCUGGGGAAUCCACUCCUGUUCAGCAGCAGCAUCACCAGCAGCAGCAGCGACCUGCUUUGAAGGUGCGGGAACACCCCAUCUUUGGACCCUAUGUAGUGGAUCUCAGUGCCCACUCGGUGGACUCGUACUCGGCUUUGCGCAACUGGCUGGCCGUGGGCAACUCCCAGCGAGCCACCGCCUCCACGGCCAUGAACGACAAGAGCUCGCGCUCGCAUUCGAUCUUCAAUAUUGUCCUGAACCUCACCGAUCUGAGCAGCGACGAUGGUCUGUCCUCCGAUACGGAAUCUGGGUCGACAUCCUCCCUCCGGCAGACGCGGCGCAGCAAGAUCAGUUUGGUGGAUCUGGCGGGCAGCGAAAGGAUCAGCGUCUCGGGCUCGAAUGGCGAAAGGAUCCGCGAGGGCGUCAGCAUCAACAAGAGCCUGCUGACGCUGGGAAAAGUUAUUGCUGCUCUGGCCGAUUCCCGCAAGGCAGGCGGAAAUGGACCGCUGGGAUCUGGAACACCCAGCACCUUUGUUCCUUAUCGGGAAAGUGUGCUCACCUGGCUUUUGAGGGAAAAUCUCGGCGGGAACUCGAAGACAGUCAUGUUGGCCACCAUAUCACCGGCUAGCCUUCAUGCGGAUGAGACCCUGGCCACUUUGCGGUACGCCUGCAAGGCGCGUUCCAUUGUCAACCGGGUGAAGGUGAACGAAUCGCCGCACGACAAGAUCAUCCGGGAUCUGCGCGCCGAAGUGGAUCGCUUGAAGUCCCUGAGGAACGAAUAUGAACGCCAGCGACGUUUAUCCGGCAACAAUAGCAAUCCAGUGCCACGUAAGAUCAUUAUCGAGACCUCGGUGGAUGAGACGGAGGUGGAGGCACUGCGUCAGCAGCUGGCCGAACGGGAAAGGGAGCUGAGUCGGGCGCAGAAGUCCUGGAUGGAGAAGCUCAAGGAGGCGGAGGAUCAGCGAAAGUCGGAGCUGCGCGUCCUAAAACGCCGCGGAUUGGCUCUCGAACUAACCGCCGAGCAGAAGCAGGCCUGCCUGGUCAAUCUCACCGCCGAUCCUAUUCUGAGUGGCACCUUAUUCUACCUGCUGCCGCAGGGACUCGUGCGCAUCGGACGUGGUCGUCUGCCAGGAGGAGGUGGUAACUCCCAGCCGGAUAUUGUACUGGAUGGUCCGCUGGUUGCCUUGCAGCACUGCAGCAUCGAGCACGAACGCGGUGGCAAGUUGUUUGUGAUCCCCGGCAGCGAGGAUUUCGAAACGUAUGUGAAUGGCGAACUCCUGCAAGAUCGUCGGCAGUUAUUCCAUGGCGACCGGCUGGUCAUCGGUGGCUCGCACUAUUUCCGCAUCUCCAAUCCGUUCUGCUCGCAAAGGGGGAAGUCUGAACAUCCCGUGGACUUUCAGCUGGCCCACCAGGAGAUCCUGCAGAAGCAGGAGCAGCAAUUGCGCUCGGAAUUGGAGGCGGAAAAGUUGGCUGCCCUUACGCGAAUCGAACAGGAGCGGGCGCAGCAUGCGAGGGACUUUGAGGAGCGGCUGCAGUGCCUCGAACUGGAGCAGUUCAAGUACAAGUGCAACAGCGAGAUGCUGGAGACAGAGCGGCAAGCUUUAGCCCGGCAACAGGAACAUACUCCUCUGAGAAACGAAGAUGCCACAUCGACUCCGGCCCAGAAAUCCACCAUUCUAGAGGACAUCCAACGCAUCAUGCUGAAUCCCUCGGAGGAGAGCCUGCACAAGACGCAGCUGAUGGUCAAGGAGGCCACUCAACGCUGUCGCCAGUUGGAUUUACCAUUGGAAUUCCGGCAAACCCAGACGCCCGAUGAGUUUGGACUGCUGCGCACUGUAAUCCUAAUCUUAGAUAAGCAGCAUGGCUUGAAAGCCGAGUGGCCCACCGCCCGGUUGGGCGUGUGGUUGGAUUUGGUGAGGGAUAAGGCGGAGCAGCAGGAGGCACUGAAUGCUAGGAACAUUUUCCAGAGCGUUGAGGUUGACUGGGAGCCACUGGAUGCGGAUCUCAAUGAGACACUAAGCGACACCCACAACUCCAGUCGCAUUGCUCUGAAUCUGAGUGCCAUGAAGGAUGUGCUGUUGAAUAAGCCGCUGAAAAGACUGCUCAAUGUUUCUAAUUGCAGCAAUACUCCUUCACCCGGCAGCCAACUAAUGCAGUACACCAAGCGCCUGCUGACCUACGAAGCCGAAGAGACGCCGGGUGGCCAGAGUGGCUUCAACACGCUGGUCCAACAGGAGCUGCUGACAAUGCAACGAGCCGCCCAGCGACUGCGGCGGCACUGCGAGAGUGCCCUAAACGAGCGGGAAAACCAACAGGACAACGGCGUACUGGCCGUCAGCCUGCAGGAGGCUCUGGCCCGCAUGGACACCGUGCUCAAUGGGAUGCACACUUCGUUGGCCCGGGCGGAGGCCACUGCGAGUGUCACCUCGCCGACGAAGACACCGAAGGCUGUGCGCUUUCUUAUCGAUUGACGACAAUUAGUUCGCACCUUGGACUAGAUUUUAAGCUGCAAUGUGCUUUGUGUUUGUUUUUAUGUUUUUAAAUAUAUAUAUAUUCUGUAUAUUGGUUUUUAAAAAUAAAAUAUUGAUAGCACCAAC
Drosophila takahashii is the source of this 3585-nucleotide messenger RNA. RefSeq names its product kinesin family member nebbish (gene neb). NCBI's taxonomy places the organism in Eukaryota, Metazoa, Arthropoda, Insecta, Diptera, Drosophilidae. Gene Ontology annotation, biological process: microtubule-based movement. Gene Ontology annotation, molecular function: ATP binding; microtubule motor activity; microtubule binding. The record is from RefSeq and is a predicted model, not a curated record.